This is a messenger RNA of Rotaria sordida, 1173 nucleotides long. NCBI's taxonomy places the organism in Eukaryota, Metazoa, Rotifera, Eurotatoria, Philodinida, Philodinidae. The record is from the annotation of a GenBank genome assembly.
AUGUAUACAUUUCUCCUCUUUUACCUAUUCAUAAUUGUAAAAGCAACUAUUGCCGGUAUUUGUCUGCAAAAACAAAAGCCAGAUCAAAUUCGUUUGGCUAUUGCUGGUAUAAAUAGUGUGAAUGUUGGUUGGCAUUCGUAUGCUUGCCCAUUCAUUGAUGACAAUCCCAAUCCUACUCCAAAGGUCAAGUAUGGUCUUUCGCCUGCAGCACUCACUUCCAAUUCAGUCAACGGAAAACCAAGUACCUAUAACACAAAAAAUUUUUUUACGAGAACAUCUUGGUUCUACGGUGUUGAACUUCAAGAUCUUCAACCACGUACCCUUUACUACUAUCAAAUUGUUGCAAUGAACAAUGGAUUAGCGUCAGACAUUUUCUCUUUUACAUCACCACCAGCUCUCGGUGAUCGAAGUCAACCAGUGAAGAUUGCUGCCUAUGGUGAUAUGGGUGUUGAUGGUCUACUAGGAACUUUAAUCAAUGGUGUCUGUCUUUUUGAGCGAGCAGUAAUAGCUUUGCAGAAAAUGUUACCAUCGAUUGAUUUUUUCUUGCAUCAUGGUGAUAUUGGUUAUGCCGAUACCACUCCUCUACUUGUACUUGGAAAAACCUACGACCAGGCUAUGGAUGAGUAUCAAAUGGGAAUGAUGAAUAUAACCAAUUUUCCAAAUGCUCCUUCUGGUAAUCUUCUUGACACUGAAACUCAAGUAAAUUGGCUAAAAAAUGAUUUAGCUGCUGUAAAUCGUUCUAUCACUCCGUGGAUCAUUGUUCAAUGUCAUCGACCAUGGAAAGGAUCGAUACCAAUUCAAACUAUAUUUUCAGGUGGAAUCAUCAACUGUCCCCAAUGUAAGGCAGCUUUUGAGGCUAUUUUGAUUCAAUACAAAGUGGAUAUCUACUUUGCUGGCCAUGUACACUGGUUUGAACGCAUUUGUCCAAAUGGUGGAAUGAAGACAGCUGACUAUAUCAAUCCAGAUGGUCCCAUCUAUAUCACUAAUGGUGCUAUCGGCAAUCCCGAAGGCAACGAACAUGUUUUCCAGAAAUCAAGCGACUCUUGCUGUCUCAUUACUGAUCCCGGCUUUGGUGUUCUUACACUUGUAAAUGCUAGUCAUGCCACAUUUAGUUUUUAUCGAACUUCGGAUUUAGUCGAACUUGAUCGAAUCAAUAUCAUCAAAGCUCAUUGA